Amoebophrya sp. A120 is the source of this 9513-nucleotide messenger RNA. NCBI's taxonomy places the organism in Eukaryota, Dinophyceae, Syndiniales, Amoebophryaceae. The record is from the annotation of a GenBank genome assembly.
UCGCCCGCAGCGGUGGUUGCGGAAAAGUGCAAGCAGGACGCGGGGCAGGUGGCGGAAAUUAUGGACGACUUUGAGUACUCGCUGGAAAACUAUUUUGUGGACGUCCGGUAUCCAAGUGAAAAGCUGCGUUACUAUAGGUGUCGUGGAGUGACAGCAUGAAAGAUUUGUACUGCUUGACAGAGAAAGCCUGUUGUCAUGCGCAGGCAGCAUGUGAAAACUAAACACAUACUUAUGUUCUUGAAAAGAGGACUUCAUGUUAGCUCGCCAGCAUGACAAGCGCAACUCUGUGUUUGCAUCCUCGUCUGCAUGACAGACUUUUUCCACUAUGUACACUUUCUUCCUUGGAUAUCCGGCUGGAAGAUAACCGGUAUUUCCGCAACCGGUUUCUGCUAUGCAUUGCAAAUAUGUCUUAGUCUGGAUUUGUGAUGCGAAAUUUGCAGGACAAAAAGAUCUGUGAUGCAUGAGGAGGAUUGGCUAGCUAUUUUGUCGUGCUGAAACAAGGUAGUUUGUCAUGCAAAACGCGCCAGAGCUCGCAGUUUGUCACGCAAGACUCAGCAACACAAAUUCGCUAUCCAGCCCCAGACAUGUUUGCAUUUGAUAUCUGCGGUUCGCGUACGUUUUGGAAAAGCAGGAGAAGCAGCUGGAGACCUUGGCGAAAGGGGCGAAGCGCAUCCAGGACUGCAUGCUCGAGGAGGUGGCCGGGAUCUACGACAAAAAUGUGAGACAGCUGUAUUGCAAGAAAGAAGAUGACGUUGAAAGAGAUGUAAAGACUUCCGCCCAGGAAGUUGUAGACACCACGACGCCGGCGCAACAGGACACGACCCUCGAGGCGAGCAGUUUUUGUGCUUCGCCGCCUUCCUUCAAAAGAAAACGGCACGACGAACGGGAGAAAGAGAAAAAGGAACAGUAUCAAGCCACCCGCGCCGAAAAAGCGCUCCAGGCUGCUAAACUUCCGUACAGCAAUGUGCAGCGGUUCACGUGGGAGAGCCAGUUCCUGCAAUCGCUGCUGAACCCCCGGUAUCGAAUGCAAAUAUGUGGUCUGGGUCUGGAAGAGUGCAACUUGUAAUGCCACCUCUGGACUCUAAAAAAAUCUGUAUUGCAUGAGCUGCAAGAAGAGGAGCCCAGUUUUGGCUACGUGGAGACGACGUUCUUUCUCAUGCGGAAUAGGCAUGAAGACGCCCGUAAAAUAAAAUCUGUGAUGCUGGGGCAUGCAUCACAGACAUCAUGGGUCAUGCAAAAUGUGCAUGAAAAGCCUCGCAUCCUUCCAGACCCACACAUAUUUGCAAUGCAUACCCGGUAUCUGCAGCACGUGGUAAAAAAACACGUCGACGAUCCGGAUUUCCGCUGGUUUCUGCGGUAUCUCCUGUACUUCCGAAACCCGACUUACAUAUCCCACGAAAAAAGUGUUUACAGUUACACAUCUGUUGUCAAUGCAGCAACACAGAUUUCCCUGCAUGAGAGAGAAAAUUUGCACCGCAGAAACCCUACGGGAAAACACGUAUGAAACAAGGCUCCUAUGCUUAUCCGGCAUGACCGAGGUUGUCUGUCAUGCUGGGCUUGCAUAGACUAUGUGUGUAACUGUAACACUUUUUUCUUGCGAUAUUACAAAAUCUUUCUCGACUACCCGGUCGCGGUGGAACUUAUUGCGAGGAAAAAUCCCCCCACCUCCCCACACUGUUGAAAAGGUCUUCUUCUAAAAGUUUGUCAUGCUGAUUUGUGACCACAAAUCCUGUCUCUCGUGCAAAAGGGCAAACCCAAAGGAUCCGCCGGGUUAUGCAGGCGAUUUGUAAUGCUGUUGCGCUUACAUGGCAGGCCUUUCCUUUUGCUAUGCUAAGCACCUACACCAAAUAACAACACCCCUACGCAGACUUAGGCUUUGCCUGCAGUGCCUCACUGCAAGACAGUGCUGAUUUGUGUACACAAAUCCCGCAUCAGAGAUUUCCAUUUUGUUAUGGGGCCGCGGGGCGAUUUUUAAUUUUGAUAGAACUGCUGGAGAUUUUGCUCGUGGAUAACUGCAAGCUUUUGACGAUGUGGUCGAAAAUUCUGAACGAAAACAAGAUCGACAGCCUCUCGACCUCCUCGAUCUUAUCAAAUGCAAAAAUGUCUGAGUCUGGGAAAUUGCGAGAUUUGCCAUGCAGAUUUUCCAUGAUCCGUGCCGUCUGAUAUGCAGGACCUUGCAUGAAAGAUUCUGUGAGACCCCUAGCAUGCCUAUCCUGCAUGAGAAGCCUCCUCCCAACUUGGCGAAGGUGGCCAGGCUAUCAGCGUUUAUUGAGGGUAGUCGAAAGCUGGCGCGGCGACUGUUGAAAUUACAGAAAAGACACGCAGGCGCCAGCGCGUCGCUUGACCCAGAGCGCGUAGCGACAAACGAGGGCGUCGACGCGGCCACCGACUUGGCCAGAACGGUCGAGAGCUCCCCGGACCUCCGACAGCCGGAUUGCGCCGUGUCCCGAACGCGAGAGGAUCGAUGUGGAUGAGAAGUGGCCGCUUUCGAUCUCCAGCAUUGAAUCGUGGAAAAUGCAGCUGGAAGCCAUUGCAAAGCCAUCGGUCGGAGAUCGCGUCUUCAGAUGUGCGCACUGCUCCGGAACCGCAGCCCGACUCUGCGCGGCGGUGCUUGUUGCCUGCUGAUCCUUCCGCGCCGCCGGCGAAGGCAGGCGGGAAGCGAAACCAUCCAAGUCCUCGAAAGUAGAUGGCGACGACGUGCGCGUCGUGACGAACCUCCACAACCUCCUGGGCAUUUGUCGCCUAACUUCUCGGGAUCCGCACCCGGAUGCAGCGAGGGCGCGAAGGUUUUGCCGAAACGCUGCUGGAUGUCAUGUGCAGGAAAACAUCGCAGCCCAGUGGGCCUAUCUCGACUCCGGGCGGGCAAUUGCUAAGGCGCCCGAUGGUUUCACAGCCGUGGACGAGGACGGGCGGCGGCUGCUUCGUGGGCCACUGACUGAGCUGCUGCAGCGCUCUACACAGUUGGGCCGAGGCCUGUGCGGCGCACGCAGGCGGUGGCGAUCCAGCCGGCGGCGCGGGUGACUCCACACAGAAGAGCGAGCCACUCGGGCCAAGCGCAGCCAUUCUCUGCGGCCUCAGCUGCUGCCCGAUUUUGGACCGGUGCGCGGGCGAACUUCGCCCGACUCUGCGAGCGUUCCAUCUGGAGUUCGAUGCUGCGGCCUUUCUCGGGGGCCUAUGCCUCCCGCUCUCGGACCAGAAGAAGCGCCUGCAUUCCCUCGAGGCAUAUCCUGACCAGCGACGCGUGGGCAGCAAGCGAUGGCGGCGGUCCGGAGUCCGAGGGGGCUGCAGUGCUCGCCCUGGCCAAGUCCGACCCAAAAGCGGGGGCCUGGCGCAAGAAGCUGCCCGCAGAAGGCACGCAAGGACUCGUAGAAGAAGACGGGCGAAGCCUGGAAGGAAGUCGACGCAUCCGGCAAGGCGAUAGGCAAAGCCAUGCAAGCAGGAAAAAGCGCGGGGGCCCCCGGAGCGGCUGCAGGCGCUAGCAGCUCAUCCGCGAAGGCGGUCAGCGGCUCCACUACCGCCGAGGCCCUUAAUGAGAUGCGUUUGCCUUCACUCCGUGCACCAUUCAAGACCCCCCCCGAGAAUCCCGGCAGUCAGCGAGUCGUAGUAUUUGGGUUGACAAAGGGCGCCGCUUUGGCGCAGCAACCAACGGGAGGCGUUCGCAAUCUUCGCCUACAGUCUGCUACAGUCCGCCGGGCAGCCGAUCCCGGAGGAACUGUCUGGCCGCAAAUGCUGCAGCGCACACCCUCGGCAGGACGCAGGCAGGGGACGACUUCAAGCCCCUCCGCCAGGCUCUUGAAGAUACCACGGGGGCCACAAGUGCGACGCUACGACCGGCCGGGCCCCGCUGUUUUGCCGGCUCGGGACGCUCAGCGGGAAGGCUGCAGAGGCCAAAGCAGUGCAGUGGAAGAAGCUGAAGGCCGGCCAGAUCAUACGGGGGAGCCGCAUGGGCCUCGGGUUCCUCUACCUGCCUCCGAAGAUUCGGGGGGCCGCGGCGGGCGAAACAUUCGCGAGGAAGAUGGGCGCGGGACGCGCGCGCGCCGACCGACGAAAGUGGAAGCCCCGCGCCAGCUGGGGCCUGGGUCCAGUUGCGUCGCUGCUGCAGUACGUGACCAGCGAGAAGAGUUUCAAGAGCUUGCAGGAGUUCGCAGGUGCCGACCACAAUGAGAACCAGGUUUGCGCUGCGCGAGUUGCCCCCAGUAGUGGCACGCAGGAGAGGGCGCUGGAGCAGCUCGGCAGGCUUCGCGCCGGUUCGAAGCACCAGCGAGCUGGCGCCGUUGUGUGGGAUGAUCGGCCGGGGCGAUGUCAACCCUAACAGCGAGACCGUUGCGCACUUCGUCUCUUUGGCCCUGUGGCAGGUCGGGGACCCUGUCAGCCCUCGCGAUGCCCAGCUACUCCGGCAGCAGACGCAACCUCCGCAGUCAGAAGCGGCCCCGGAGAAGAAGACGGCGGGACUUCUCGACGGCGUGCAGUUUGCCACCGUCGGGAGCGGGAAAAGAACCGGCGCGGAGGACCACGAGAACUUCGAGGAGGAUACGCGGUGGGCUCGCGCCACGUCGCGCGACCUGGUGAACCCGGAAAGCACCCGGCGGCACGACCUUGCUGGAGAGGUGUGGAAGCCAGCGCCUGGGAAGUUCGGAAAACGUUGGGGACAAACGGCGUUGCUCUAUGUGUCCGGUUUCGUCGGCCUCCACUUGUUCGGGCGCUGCCCGGUCUCCCGGAAAACGGACGCGGCAAAGCCUCUCAUGCUGGUGCGGACGACGGCAGUCAAGUGGCUCGACGAUUUGCGCGGUGCGGGUGACGCGGGCAGCGAGCUGCGUCGCAGGUGUGUGCUGGAUGUGGCGGUCGCGGGCUCCUUGACAUUCGCAGAAGGCCCCGCGCUUCUUACCGGACACCCGGAGGACCAGCAGCAGCAUGGCGGGGCAGCUUCGGGAAGCGUGGCCGAGGGUCUUCGCGGGUGGCCGACGUUCAGGGCGAUCGUGGCCGAUCACGGUGAUAGCGGCUUGCUGGAGUCGGGCGGCGGAAGUCCAUUGCGGCGCGGCGCCUACUUUUUCGCCGAGCGACUGGCGGGCCGCCUUGCGCCGGCGCUGCGCCGGGCGGCCGCGGCCGCGAAGAAAGUCCGAGGGCGUUACGAAGUUCGUGCGGGGCUACUGGAAGCAGGGCGCGGGUGCGGUGUUGUCGUCCGCGGGAACCAGCUGGAAGCGUGUCGGACUGGGAAAGCCGACGCGGCGGCAGGCCUGGCGCAAGUACCACGACGGCGGGGCUUGUUGGCCCAGGAUGUCUGCAAUGCACGACCUAGCAUCACAGAUUUUUGGACGGCUUCCUGAUGCCUACUCCGCGUGACAAAUGCCCUCCCCAAGAUGGCAGCGCGCGAACCUCGCCUCGACACGUCCCCGCCAGCCCUGCUACGGGGUGCGGCGAUGCUAGUCGUAUCGUUCUCGCCAGCCCCCGAGGCACGGCGCUGCUUUUCAUCCCGUCCCCGCCAGCUGACUCCAUGUAGCAAGGCGCUGCUAACUGUACAAAAAGAAAAAGAAGAGAAGGGAAUGGAUUAAAGAAGUGGCGGCGAGGUUGCUAGUUUAACGACCGCGCUAAAGCAGCGCCCCCCUUCCCCAAGGGGUCCCCCGGGGCGGGCGCGGUGGCGGCUCUGCAAAUGCGGAGCUCCGCGGGCCGAUUCUCCGGAAACGCAUAGAAAAGGGCGCGGGAAACAGGUCGGCAAAAAGUGUCUGAAAGGGAGACGCCGUGGGGUCGUCUGCCAUCACGAUAGCAUCAUCGUGCGUGAUCAUUAGACCCCCAGUAUAUUUUUUAGCGCGCAACCGGCCACAAAAGUAAGACCUUGGGCAAGCUUGUAUGACUAACCCAUCAGGGCAAUGCUGGGACUCCACCUUGCUCGCGGGCUUGGAUGGUAAGGCAGGUCAGCCAUACAUGGCGCCCGCUCAUUGUAGCUACGCGUAAGCAAUCGAUAGCGGUUUUGCGGGUGCAGCCGGGUGGUAGCUAGGAAGUGGAUCGCGUAUCCACCUAGGGGCAUCGGCAGAGGCUAAACCUGUUCUGGCGCCCAGGUAUUGGCAGAGGCUAAAUCUGUUCCAACGCCGACCCGUCAGGAGUUAAAUGGUGCUACUACUACUACUAACUUGGUCAAAAGUGGACAACUUUUGGCAUUUGUGCAACACAGAUUUUUGCACGAUCCAGAGUGAGCUUUGCAAGUUGCGUCCUUCCAGACCCAGACAUUUUUGCAAUGCAUAGAUCUCUGGCAGUUACAACACGUUUUUCUCCGUCUUGGAGAUGCAAAUCAAGUUCGUUCGCGCCGACAAGACCGAGCGGCCCCACUUGUAUCCUGUGCAAAAGUAUCGUAGUCCAAGUAAAAAUCGCAGUCAUGCAUUACAAAUCUUCAUCCCAAGGUAAAACAGCAUGACAAACUCCAUUUCUGAUGCUGAGUGAAUUUGUCAUGCGAUUUCUACUAGUGCGAUGCACUUUUGCAAUGCAUCAGUUGGCGAGAGACCUGAUCUCCCUCGCGUCCGGGUUCAUAUCCAGGAAAAAAACUGUGUAAGUGUAACUUUGUAGGAAGAUCAGCAUCACAAAUUCGCUUUGCAUUACAGGUAAAACCUGUCAUGCGCAGCGAGUACGUGGAAACACCUAUGAAAGUGGCCUAUGACGCACCUCUAGCAUGACAAGUGUAACAGUUUAGCAUUUCCUGCAUCACAGACUUACACUUACACAGUGACAGUUUUUUUCUUGCAUAGUUCAGUGGCGAACUGCAGUUCGUCUACGAGAAGACACUGCACGACUAUCUCGAAAAGCAGCACGGUUAUGCAUUGCAAAUAUCCCUGCAUGUCUGGAAACCUGUGAUGCUGAAUUGCGCAUGACUGCAACGCUUGCAACGGCAGCCAAGCAUGACAACCUUUCGGAACGCUUUCCUCUGCGUGACACGCGAUACAAAUUGCCUUAUUGCAUAAUAAGGAACGCUGCUUAUUUGCUGCUCAUGCAACACAGAUUUUCCAGGAAUGCAAGAUACGCAUUACAACCUUCCAGAGGACCCAGACAUAUUUGCACUGCAUAACGGUGAAGCGGAGACAAAUGAGCGCGACAUCCGCGAGGCGGUGACGAGACAAACGCAGUGGGUCGAAGAAAAUUUCCCGGUGACCAGCGUGAACCCGCGGUCGUUGCCCCCGAACGUGAAAAUUGUCUCCAAGCCGAAAGACGCGGUGACGCAGCUGAAGAUCGAAAACAACCGGCUGAAGUCGGUGGCAACGGAGGACCCACCGGGCAAGAAAUUCCCUCUCGGGGGUAAAAGAACCGCGACCCUGGAUGAAGCUUUGAGCAUGCCGGCCCACCAGCUUCCGGGCCCACUGCCGGCGCUGGGCGAGCCGCAGCAAGAAUCCCUGAAUCAAGCACUCGUGCGAGUGCACAUGAAGCCGGAGCUGAUGACGAUGUUCACCGUGCAGCCCCUUUUGGAAAAGGAAGCGAAGGACCGGCUGGGGAACCUAUUGCCCAAGAAGAACCAGUAUCAGAUGCAAAAAUGUCUGGGUCUGGAAGAUUGCCAGGUUUGUCAUGCAUAUUUUGCAUGACCAGUGACGCAUGUAAUGCAUGCCCUAGCAUCCCAGAUUUUUAGAAGGCUUCCUGAUGCUUAUUCCGCAUGAGAAAAGCCCUCCCCGUGUAGCACAAACUGGAGUCCUUUUGCUAGUCAUGCAAUACAGAUUUUUUUGGAAUCGAAAGACAGCAUCACAAGUUACUUACCACCUUCCAGACCCACACAUUUUUGCAUUGGAUAGCCAGUUAUUACACGAGAUUUUCAACCGGAACAAGUUUUAUCGGGAGAAGGCUGAAAAGGAAGCGAAAGACGCGGCGGAGAAGGAACAGGAGGAGCAGGCAAGACAACUUCGAGAACAGCAAGCUAGACUUGUGGAGCAGCAGAAGCACCUGAGAAAGACGAUGCUGCCGCCUGGAAGUGGGCCCGCGCGACAAGGGAAAGUCGCCAGAACCGGUGCGGCAGGAAAACAACUUCAACUACACGGCACUGGGAUCAUGAAGAGGGCAGCUGCGCCUGGCACGGUUGCGAAGAGGGUGGAACUACACGGCAGAAGCGGAAAGAGCGCUACUAUGGGGCUGCAGAACUACGACUCCAGUGCAAGUAGUUCCUUGCCGAGUUCCAAUAUGAAUAAACUCCCACCAAGUAGUAGCGGUCUUCACCAAAGACCUGCAGUCAACCAGUCUUCUUCAUCCUCAUCCUCAUCUUCGGCAGUUCAUAAAAUCGAUCUGCAACGACAGAAUAAACCUGGAAUUCUGAACCAGCAGAGCAGCACGUCGCGAGGUCUUCUCGGGCUGGGAACUACUGGAAAAGCAGGAGCGCAAGAUGUUGUUGCCAAGGAGGUGAUGAGACAGCGGCAGGCAGCACAACAGCAAUUGCUAGUGGAAGAGGAACCGGAAGAUCCCGAGUUCGAUCUACAUCUCGAAAACAUGCUCCUUCUCCCAACGACGCUGUCUAAGCGCGGCACGGUCGAUUACGUCCGCUUGAAGAGGCCGUACCAGAAGGAACUGCAGCGGAGGAAACGGGAAAAGAACAAGGCCCGGGCGAUCCGCUUGGAAAGGGAGGCCCGAGAGAAGCAGGCAAAGCUACUGGCACAGCAGCAGAAAGUAUCACAGGAAAAAAGUGUUUUACAGUUUCACAUGUGUUGGAGUUUCUGCAUCGCAAAGUUGCUCGACAUGGCAAAGAAAACCUGUGUUGCGCAGACUAUAAUAAGGGAAAUCACGAAUGAAAUGAGGUUGGCAAGCAUUUCCCGCAUGACAGAACUUGUCUGUCUUGCUUCGCCUGCAACACGAUGUGUAUCUGUAAACACCUUUUUCUUAUGCGAUGGAGAGCCCGGGCGAAAGCUGCGGCGGCCGCGGCCAAAGCGAAAGCGAAGACACAGGCGGCCAGGUAUGAACUGCAAAAGCAUCGUGCUUGUUGUAUAAAUCGCAAUACAAAUUGCCUCAGCAUUACAAAUUUGAUUUGUAAUGCGGAUUUGCUAUAGCAAGUAGAUUUGUGAUGCAUAAAUGCGAUAAUUACUACGAGUGCGAUACUUUUGCACAGGAUACCAGGAACGCAAAGGCAACGGUCCGGAAAGGUGGCGGCGGGGGAAGGAGCGCGGCGAGUGGGCGGAAGAGGUGAGAAAAAGAGUUCGCGGGAUGAAAGUACGAACCAUGCGAGUACUCAAGUUUUAUUUCUCGUGGUACACUAGUAGACCUAAUCCUAAACUUGGAUAGCCGCAGCGACACAAAGCGACAGAAACAAACCGUAUCGAAACCGAUUAUAGUGGAACGGUUCUUAUAAUCGCAUUUUUCGCUUCCUCACGACCCUUACGACGUUUAAUGCCAUGUGCCUUUAUUUUCACUUAGCCUUUCCCUUUGUACGAGGAAAAUUAUAUACAGCCGCUACUUGUUCUUGCUUUUGCUUCUUGGUGCUGUAAAUACGUUGCACGGACGACUGAAGCAUGCGACGCCUCCGGAUUAUAUAUCAAGUAGUUCCUUGGGACACGACUGGAG